Podarcis raffonei (Aeolian wall lizard) is the source of this 1109-nucleotide messenger RNA. Its product is annotated as snake venom vascular endothelial growth factor toxin HF-like. Gene Ontology annotation, biological process: positive regulation of angiogenesis; positive regulation of endothelial cell proliferation; vascular endothelial growth factor receptor signaling pathway. Gene Ontology annotation, cellular component: membrane. The coding region runs from base 142 to 690 and encodes 182 amino acids. Lineage: Eukaryota; Metazoa; Chordata; Lepidosauria; Squamata; Lacertidae. The transcript has 7 exons. The record is from RefSeq and is a predicted model, not a curated record. Gene Ontology annotation, molecular function: growth factor activity; vascular endothelial growth factor receptor binding; chemoattractant activity.
GAGCGCCCGGUCGGUGCCACCCGCUUGUCCCCCUCCGGCUUGGCUGAUGCCCUCCUCUGCUGACUCCGGAGCUGGGCGAGCCUGGACCUCGCUGCCCCAGCACCCAUCGUCCGCUCCUCGAGCAGACCCAGGACGAAGAGGAUGCCAGUCCCUGGGUACCUGGUGGCCAUCGCCCUCUUGUGCGCUCAGCCGGUGUUGACUUCCGAGCAGCCAGCAGGAGUGGUGCCCUUUGAGGAGGUCUGGAGCCGCAGCUACUGCCGAGCCCGGGAGACCCUGGUGGACAUCCUGAGCGAAUUCCCCCACGAGGCUGAGCACAUCUUCAAGCCUCCCUGUGUUCCUCUCUGGAGAUGUGCCGGUUGCUGUGGAGACGAGAGCCUGGAGUGCAUCGCCGUGGAGACCCGGACCAUCGACUUGCAGGUGGUCCGAGUGAGCCCCAUCCUGGGCACGACGCAGCAGGAAGAAAUGAAGUUUGUGGAGCACACCCGCUGCUCUUGCAGGCCUCGGCGGAAACGUUUGAAAGGCGAGAGGAGCCACCGGAUUGGGGCCAAGAGGAGACCCCGGGAGCCAAGCCUGACGCCUUUCACACCACUCAGCUGCAAACUCCCCGGCUCAGGGAGACCAGAGGCCCAGCACAGAGACCAAGAAGAAGCCAAGAAUUUGCCCCUGUCCGAGAGAGACGUUCCCCUCUGAAAUCCGGACGCAGGCAGGGCUGCCUAGCUCCCUGCUGCCCAUGCAAGAAUGGCGGACAGAAAAAACCCUGCAAGGCCCAGUCUGUGGGCUGCCCUCCGUGGAGGCUGGGGUCAGGGGCUGCCCUUUUCUGGACGCUGAUGGGAUCGGGAGACCCUCCAUCUGCAGAGGGGUGGGGCAGACGUCCGCUGACUAUCCAUUAAAGAGUCCUGCUCCCUGACUGGUCCCCAGAUAUGUCUUACAGACUUCCCUGAUCUGGCCCCCGCCAGCUGUUUCGAACUCAGAACUCCAAAGAGAGCACCAGGUUGGGGUGGCCGGACCGUGGCAUGCCUACGCGUUUCCCCCUUCUUCUGAUGACCCAACAAGGCAUGUUCUGUUUCUGCACUAAAAAAAGGGCCUUUUGCAAAGCAUUCCUGCCCUCC